AUGGGAGAUUCAGAUACAUUGAUUAUUCUUAUUUUGUGUAUUUUCAUUCCACCAUUGGCUAUUUGGUGGAAAACUAGAGAGUUUGACACUGACUUUAUAAUUUGUCUCUUAUUAUGGCUUAUUUGUUGUGGUAUUGGAGGAGUCAUUUAUGCAUUCAUUAAGUGUUUCGCAUAA
Entamoeba nuttalli P19 is the source of this 174-nucleotide messenger RNA. RefSeq lists its product as hypothetical. Bases 1 to 174 code for a protein of 57 amino acids. Gene Ontology annotation, cellular component: membrane. Lineage: Eukaryota; Evosea; Mastigamoebida; Endamoebidae. The transcript has a single exon. The record is from RefSeq and is a predicted model, not a curated record.